AUGACUGAAAACCGAAGAGUGAUAUUAGUGACUGGUGGGUCCGGUCUCGUUGGACAAGCGAUUAAGACUGUAGUAGAAGAAGAAAAACAACAGCAAACUGCUAAUUCUCUGAACGAAACUUGGAUAUUUUCUGGUUCUAAAGAUGGAGACCUUAGGAACAAAUCCCAAACAGAUGCAUUGUUCGAGAGACAUAAACCCACACAUGUUAUACAUUUAGCAGCUAUGGUGGGUGGUCUAUUCCACAAUAUGGCUCACAAUUUAAGUUUUUUUAGGGAUAACAUGGCAAUAAAUGACAAUGUCCUGAGCGCUAGUUACAACAAUAAUGUAAAGAAAGUUGUGUCUUGCCUGUCUACGUGUAUAUUUCCUGAUAAAACUUCAUACCCUAUUGAUGAGACAAUGGUACAUAAUGGUGCACCGCACACAUCUAAUUAUGGCUACAGCUACGCCAAAAGAAUGAUAGAUGUUUUAAAUAGAGGGUACCAUGAGAUGCACGGGUGUAUGUUUACUUCGGUAAUCCCAUGCAAUGUGUUCGGACCCCACGAUAACUACAACUUAGAGUCCAGUCAUGUCAUUCCGGCGCUUAUCAGAAGAAUGGACGACGCUAUGCAGAAAGGUGACACAACGUUCACAGUGAUGGGCAGUGGCAAGCCUCUGCGUCAGUUCAUCUACUCGCUAGACUUAGCCAAGCUGUUUAUUUGGGUGCUCAGGAACUAUGAGAGCAUCGAACCUAUUAUAUUAUCAGUCGAUGAAGAAGACGAAGUAACCAUCAGCACAGUGGCAGACAUGAUCAAGAAAGCUCACAAUUUCACCGGUGAGAUUGUAUACGAUACAACCAAAGCGGACGGGCAGUAUAAGAAAACAGCAUCUAACAAAAAACUUAGGAGUCUUAAUAAGGACUUUAAGUUCACACCGUUUGAAGUAGCCAUACAUGAUACUGUGGCGUGGUUCAAGGAAAAUAGGGAGCAUGCUAGGACGUAG
Molecule: messenger RNA, 978 nt
Organism: Arctia plantaginis
Lineage: Eukaryota; Metazoa; Arthropoda; Insecta; Lepidoptera; Erebidae
Source: the annotation of a GenBank genome assembly